CAGAAUGAAGGUAAGACGCGCGUUUUCGCCAGUGUUCUGGUGGGAGGCACAGCGUCAUCAAGUGGGCGGAUUGGCGGGGAGGCAAGUGGCCAAGCAAUUGGGGGUUCGUGCACCUUGCCCCUUUCGCUCAAGCGGGUUAAUAAUGGCAAGGGGCUGAGACCGAAGGGUCGUCGCAUUCUGGGACGGAUCCAAGACACGCGCAUCAAGGAUCCAGCUGCCCGCUGGCGGGUGCCCAAGUUCCACCCGGGCCCCGCCGCUCCGUCUCACGCUCAAGUCUGCCUUCUUGUAUCACUUCUGGCCACUUCCCUCUCCUGUUGUUUUCUCCUGUGUUCGAGUUCUGUGUCCUCCGCUCAAUCUCGUCUUAUCAUCCCCCGCUUGGCUAACGUUACUGAGAAGCUAUCGCAGCGUCGAAUCAUGGGGCGGUUCGGUGCCUGGUUCAAGAAGUCAGACGACAAGGAGAAGCCGCCGAGUCCCUCAUCCAACCCGUACGCCCAGCAGCAGACAUCGCCGCCGGCCCAACACGAUCAAUAUAAUGGCAACCAAUACUCCCCUCAGCCUUCCCGCGGGCCCCCAUUCGGCUUGCCGGCCGGUCCUCGCCCCGGCGGUCUUCCAGGCAGAGUAGGAACCGGUUCUUCAGGGUACUCCGCCGCACAGUCCUCCGCAACAGAGUACGCCGCAACAGAGUCCUCCGCAACGCAGUACUCCCCAGAUUUGUCCCAGCCUCCCCCAUACAGCGCAGGAACGCCGUCGGCUAGUGCCCAGUCAAGUCCCUCGCUGGGCUCGGGGUACCCGAGGGAGAAGUUUGGUGCUGUGGACGGUGUCGGGAGAAACCGGUUCGACGCGCCGUCCGCGCCAUCCUAUAAUCAGUCGACGUCUCUAUCUUCUCAGCGCCCAGGAGGCUAUGGAAAUCUGGAUACGGAUGGAGGAUUGUUCGCCAACUACACCCCUCCCUCGAAGCAAACCGCUAGCUCUGGCGUUCCUGGACCCGAUGGAGUGGCCGACGCUGGGCAGGCCUAUGAUGACAGACCUCCCAUGACAGAGGAGGAGGAAGACGAGAAAUCAGCUGUCGACCGGCUAAAUCAGAUGAUGGACGCGGGUAUCAUGUCAAUCGAGGACUCGCAAAGACGACUUCUGGAACAGGGAGAGACACUUGCACAUGCGCAUAAUCAAGCUGUAAAGCAUAGUGAGCAGACCACAUUGAGUAAACAUAAUAUUGCCGAGUUGAAGAGUGAGCAGCAUAUGAUCAAAUUUGGGCGCUCGAAAGAGAAGGAAAAGCUGCGGGCGGAGAGAGAGUUUCAGGAGAGACUCGCUGUGCAGGAGAAAGAACACGCACAGAGAACAGAGCGAGAGGCCAAGAGACGAGCAGAAGGGCCAAUGCUUCUCAGAAACCCCCGCCAACAGACUCUCGGCGCUUCCCAGAAUAAGGUAAAGUCUCAGUAUGUGUUCGAGGAAGAAGACGAGGAGGUAGAGAAGGAAAUCGAGGAUGGUCUCGACAGCCUGCUACAAAAGACCCAACGCGUCAACUACACAGCGAAGGCCAUGAACGAAGAACUCGAUUACCAGAACAGGCUCAUCAACACCAUGAGCGAGAGGACCGACCAAAACCAGGACGAUCUCAUCAAACUAAGGAACCGUUUGCGUCAGUUUGAGUGAUGGACACCAGAGCUCACAGCGUCACUCUGGUCACUGUUUCGGCCUGCCUCCGUGGAUGAGUCGGCUCUUCGGCUGUUGGACUCGGUUAUAUUUUCUUUAGAGUGUGGAUGUUGUUCGCGUGAAGUUGUCGGUCUAGCGAAGUUAGAACUCUUCCGAGCGGUCGCAUACGAGAUACUAGUGGUCGUCUACCUACCAAGUUAUCAAGUUCUUGUGGGAGUUAUGCCGAGGGACUCGUCUUGAAACCAAAUACUGCGUGUUUACGGAGUACUAUCAGUCUAUAACCGUCCUGAAUUGCAAGGCACCGUGCUAGCUACAGUUCGUCCAGUAUCUUUGGUAAUUCCAGGUAUGAAAAUACCUUACUAUAACAAUGCC
Messenger RNA from Chaetomium strumarium, 2025 nucleotides. RefSeq lists its product as uncharacterized. NCBI's taxonomy places the organism in Eukaryota, Fungi, Ascomycota, Sordariomycetes, Sordariales, Chaetomiaceae. Bases 415 to 1653 code for a protein of 412 amino acids. The record is from RefSeq and is a predicted model, not a curated record. The transcript has 4 exons.